AAUUGCCUUCACUAAUGGCUGCAGGUUUCUCUUUAUCGAUUUUCCUCUGUUUCUUUCUCUUUUAAAGCUUCAUUAUUUAAUCCUGUUCUUGCCUAAAUCAGGAUAAGAUUAUGAAUGUUGGAUUUUGAGCUUCUGGAUUUUGCAAAUUUUGUUGCUUUCUUUGACUAGAUUUGAGUUUCGAUGGAAAUUCGCAUAAUUUUGGUUCAUUAGUUGCUUACAUGCAAAAAUACUCUCUUUUUAAAUUGAAAUCAGAUCUUGAGAAACCAUAAAAAUUCAAACUUUGUUUGUUCUUUUCAAGCUAUUGUGGUUAGAAAGUUAAAAGCUUGAAACUUGCGGACCAAUCUUUAUAGGUUACCAGACACUAAUGCUGCAUUGUCAUGUGUGUUUGCAGAUUGUCCAUUAGAUUUCAGUGGAUCAAAUUUCACUCUAGUAGCUACUGUGUGCUCCAACAUAACCAACAGAGGCAAAUGUUGCCGCUACAUGAACGCUUUUGUUGCGGUGUCCGUGGCUCGUUACGCGAACUUGUCAACUAAUCUUGGAGUCACAUCAGAUUUAUCUGAAACCUGCAUUGCUUCCAUCUCUAGAGCCAUGGAGGGCUACGGAGUCUCGAGAAACGCCACUAGUUUCUGCGGUUUGGGAACCAAGAUCCUUGUUAAGUAUGACUGUGACGGUCGAACCACUGUUACACAAAUGCAUCAGUCUCCGGGAUUUGGACAUGUUUCAAGAAACUGCAGACUCCCAUUUUCGCCGGGACACCAAUGCAGAAAGUGUUUGAACUCUGGCAUCACUUACCUUCGUAAUCUCAUAGGUGCAGAGACUAAUAACAUUACUCUGUGUACUUGUCGUGAUGCGACUUAUGCUACAUUAGCAAGCCGAAUAGACGAUACAUCAGCUCUUGAACUCCUUAGUUGUUUCUUUCAAGUGACAGAGCUUAACAUUCCUUCAGAGUCAUUUUCACCAGUGGCAAGUCCAGAACCUUCUCCAAGCACGGUUGGUGGUAUUAGCCCAAGCAACAGUGAUUCUCAAAUGACUACAAGUAGAAGCACCAAUCCAUAUCACUUAACAAUGGUUCCAACCAUUGGGAUUGUUGUUACAGCUGUUGCUCUUACGAUGCUUGUAGUCUUGGUAAUUCUUAUCCGUAGAAAGAACCGGGAACUGGAUGAAUCUGAGAGCUUGGAUAGAAAGUCAACAAAAUCAGUUCCUUCUUCCCUUCCUGUAUUCAAGAUUCAUGAAGAUGAUUCUUCCUCAGCUUUCAGAAAGUUCAGCUACAAGGAAAUGACAAAUGCAACAAAUGAUUUCAACACGGUUAUCGGUCAGGGAGGUUUUGGUACUGUUUACAAAGCCGAGUUCAACGAUGGUCUGAUUGCAGCGGUAAAAAAGAUGAACAAAGUCUCUGAACAAGCUGAACAAGAUUUUUGUAGAGAGAUAGGGCUUUUAGCUAAGCUGCAUCACCGUAACCUCGUUGCUUUGAAAGGCUUUUGCAUCAACAAGAAAGAAAGGUUCUUGGUCUACGACUAUAUGAAAAAUGGCAGCUUAAAAGAUCACUUACAUGCCAUUGGAAAGCCUCCACCUAGUUGGGGAACAAGAAUGAAAAUUGCAAUUGAUGUGGCAAAUGCUUUGGUAAAUAUUCCAAAGUCUUUCAUCUACAUUUUCUCUGUAAACUGAUUUGAUAAUAUAUCUUUUACAGUUUUUGGUUCUUGGCUGCACGUUGUUCUCUCCUCCAGGAAUAUCUUCAUUUCUACUGUGAUCCUCCUCUCUGUCAUAGAGAUAUUAAAUCAAGCAAUAUAUUACUCGAUGAGAACUUCGUCGCUAAGCUUUCAGAUUUUGGCCUUGCACAUUCGUCUAGAGAUGGCUCUGUUUGCUUUGAGCCUGUGAAUACCGAUAUCCGUGGAACUCCAGGUUAUGUAGAUCCGGAAUAUGUAGUAACGCAAGAGUUGACAGAGAAGAGUGAUGUGUACAGCUACGGAGUUGUGUUGCUGGAGCUCAUAACCGGGAGAAGAGCAGUUGAUGAAGGUAGGAACCUUGUGGAAAUGUCUCAGCGGUUUUUGUUGGCGAAAUCAAAACACCUCGAGUUGGUAGACCCGAGAAUCAAAGACUCUAUUAAUGAUGCUGGAGGAAAACAACUUGAUGCAGUUGUGACGGUUGUGAGAUUGUGUACCGAGAAAGAAGGCCGGUCUAGGCCAUCAAUUAAGCAAGUCUUGAGGCUGUUGUGUGAAAGCUGUGAUCCGGUGCAUAGCGCAUUUGCUAAAGCGGUUGAAGAAGAGAUAGGCUGGGAUAGUAGGAAGAGAAGCAAUUUGAGAAUUCAAAGAGGUGAUUCCCGGAUCUUUGGUCCAUCGUCUAGUACUACUUCCAGGUCACAUUACAGCCGGAGUUUACCUCACUCUCCAAUUAACGGAUUUUCUUUCUGAGUUAGUCACAUCUUCUCUAUAGCUAAAUCUGAAAGUUUUACAUAUGUUUAUGAAAAUUAUGAAUUCAUAUUGAAAGCUCUCAUACUCU
Messenger RNA from Arabidopsis thaliana (thale cress), 2496 nucleotides. RefSeq names its product Protein kinase superfamily protein. Gene Ontology annotation, cellular component: plasma membrane. NCBI's taxonomy places the organism in Eukaryota, Viridiplantae, Streptophyta, Magnoliopsida, Brassicales, Brassicaceae. The record is from RefSeq and is marked reviewed. Gene Ontology annotation, molecular function: protein serine/threonine kinase activity; protein serine kinase activity; protein kinase activity. Bases 481 to 1665 code for a protein of 394 amino acids. The transcript has 7 exons.